Messenger RNA from Anopheles cruzii, 1227 nucleotides. RefSeq names its product putative E3 ubiquitin-protein ligase UBR7. Lineage: Eukaryota; Metazoa; Arthropoda; Insecta; Diptera; Culicidae. Gene Ontology annotation, cellular component: cytoplasm. The coding region runs from base 1 to 1227 and encodes 408 amino acids. The transcript has 2 exons. Gene Ontology annotation, molecular function: ubiquitin protein ligase activity; zinc ion binding. The record is from RefSeq and is a predicted model, not a curated record.
AUGGAGCAGCCGGAGGAACAGGAAACUUCGUACAUAACAAUGGCAGAUGUUUUGAAGGAACAGGAAGACCUCGAAGAAACAUCCGGAGCCGUUUUGGGAGCAUCGGACGACAAAAACUGCACCUAUCCCAAGGGCUACGUUAAUCGCCAGGCGCUGUUCGCUUGCCUUACCUGUGUCCCGGAAGCCCGGGCCGAUGAGUCGAAGCGUUCCGGCAUAUGCUUCGCAUGCUCGCUACAGUGUCACGACAAUCACGAACUGUUGGAACUGUACACGAAGCGCAAGUUUCGCUGCGAUUGCGGUGGCAAACGGAUGCCGGAUGUGAAGUGCAAAUUGGAACCGCGGAAAGAGGAAGAGAACGCCCUCAACCGCUAUAAUCAAAACUUCGCCGGCCUGUACUGUAUCUGCCACCGGCCGUACCCGGAUCCGGAGACGGACGUGGCCGACGAGAUGCUGCAGUGCAUCGCGUGCGAGGAUUGGUAUCAUCUGCGCCACUUGGAGGUGCGCCCGGGGAAAAAUGUGAAAUCUUACGCCGAAAUGGUUUGUGGAGGGUGCAUGGAGGCGCUCCCAUUCCUGAAGCAUUACGCGUACAAGAUCGAGGAACCGAACUCGACGCUGGACAACACGAUCCAGGUCGACGUGACUGGGCUGGAUGAAUCCGCUUCCGUUGCGCCCGCCGAUGAGGAAGCCGGCCCAAGCGAGCCGAAACAGCGCCGGUUGGACGAUUCCAAGACUGCGGACGUUGCGGAGGAGAAGGACAAAUCCACAGCGCCACCGGAUGCCCUUGACAUUUGCACCAAACCUCCGCUCGACGGUGACACAGAGAAGGCGUCCAAGAACGAGGCCACCUUUUGGGUUGGAGGAUGGCGCAAGUCCCUUUGCCAGUGUAAGCAGUGUGCUGCGCUGUACCGCGAACACGCGGUCGAGUUUUUGCUAGACCCGGAGGACACGGUACAGCACUACGAAGAUGUUGGCAAGCGGCGCCUUGCCAGCGAAGGAUCGGCAUACCAAAUGGGCAUGGAAAUGUUGGGCCAGCUGGAUCGCGGCACCCAGGUCAAUAUGCUGACCGAGUACAACCGGAUGAAGGAUCGGCUGCUGGAGUUUUUGGAUCCGUUCGUGUCGAGCCAGCAGGUUGUAACGCAGGCGGAUAUUAACGAGUUUUUCGCACGACUGAACCGUGAGCGUCGGUCGGAGACCAGCUCCGGGGCGCCACCGUACUUCUGUCGCUAA